GGCCAUUUCCAUUGCAGCACAGCACCACCAUGGCGCUACCAGCGUACGCAUGGGCGCUAUGGGCGCUCCUCGCCGUCGUAACGCUGCUCGUGCUCGGGUACAUCGUCCGCCGCAAGGUGCGAGGAGCCUCUCGCGCCCGGCAGCUCCGUGCUGGCGUCCAGGGUGCCAUCGAGAAGACGCUGUAUACGACUGUCGCGUCGCCCCGCCAGCCAUCACAAGUGCCAUUGAUCUCGUCCAACGAGCUUGAGGUCGUCGGGACGCUCGGCGGUGGCAUGUACAGCGUCGUGGCUAAAGCAGUCUACCAAGGCCGCGACGUCGCGCUCAAGACAUUCAACUACAUUAGCCAGUUGGACGACUUUGGCCGCCAAGCGCAGACCUUGUACCAGCUACGGUCGCCGUACCUCGUGUCGUUGGUCGCAGUCGCUGACGUAGCGUCGGCCACCCCGCAGCUUGUUUUUGAGUUUAUGGACGGCGGCAACCUCGACAGAUAUAUCUACCGGGUACGUCGUCCGCACUCGCCCGAGGCCAUUGCGCUUGCUGUUGCCCGGGGUCUGCAGGGUUUGCACCACUACGACGUUGUCCACCGAGACGUGCGGUUGCGGAACAUUCUCGUCGCGACUGACGGCCGCAUCAAGCUCGCCGACUUUGGCUUUGCCCGCGAGAACGCGCCGCUCAAAGAGCUACCAAAGCGCCAAGAAAUGAGAGCGUCGAUGCCAUUGGCGUACGGACCUUGCGCCUUGACAAGACCGCCACGCAACUACUGGGUCGCCCCCGAGGCGCUAACGUCCGGUGACGCGGGCACACCCACCGACAUUUACCAACUGGGCACCGUCAUGAUCGAGCUCAUGUGGCAGGACAAGCAUGGCAGCAUGGAUGAGUUUGCCGUCUCGAUCAUGAACGUUCAAGCGGGCACGGCGACAGCCGACCUUUUCGGCGAAGCAGACUGGUACCAUGAGCUCGCGCUGCGUUGUGUGGCCCACACACCGUCGAUGCGACCAACCGCCGCCGAGAUCGUAUAUACCAUCGAGCAACAUCUGCACGAUAUUGUCUAAUGAAUGUCUGCUGGUAUUAUUGCA
Messenger RNA from Saprolegnia diclina VS20, 1076 nucleotides. RefSeq names its product serine/threonine protein kinase. The record is from RefSeq and is a predicted model, not a curated record. The coding region runs from base 30 to 1052 and encodes 340 amino acids. NCBI's taxonomy places the organism in Eukaryota, Oomycota, Saprolegniomycetes, Saprolegniales, Saprolegniaceae. The transcript has 3 exons. Gene Ontology annotation, molecular function: ATP binding; protein tyrosine kinase activity. Gene Ontology annotation, biological process: protein phosphorylation.